CACGGCACAGGACCUGCAGAAUUAGAAAUGUACCAACAGCGCCGCCAAGAAGAUGAUUGAUGAUUGAUGAGCAAGAAGAUGCAAAGUCUCAAGCCAACCACAUCCGACAAACGGGACAUAUUGCAGCGACAGUGAAGCCUGCCUUAGGUGCAUGCAUGCUCCUUGUCCUGCAAGUGCAUGCAGAUUGUGCAAUGGGAGUGUCAACUUGCUAGGAAUAGCUGGGUGGCUGGAUAAUCUGAUGCCGAUGGCCUUGGCGCCGGCAAGAUCGCCAUCGGCUGGGCGUCAGACCCCUUCCGAUGUGAUGGCCAAUUGAAGGAGCCAACGUGCAUAGCCGCCGUUCCGAUGGUGAAACUUUUGCUCCUCCCUUCCAUUCCGAUUCCAUUACGCUGUUGAGCGGUCAGAGCCCGUGAACAUGGGGCGUGAUGACGAUGUAUAUGUACUCACCCGACCCGCGCGUUCCCGCCGCCAUUAUUCCAAGCACCAAAGACCGAAGCAGCUGCAACCGGAAUAUUGCGAUCAUCACUUCUGCUCCUCCCUUCCUAUGACCAUGGAGAUGUUCCUGCCCGCAAUCCUGAGCGACCUGCUGGGCAGGUCCGUGUCGUUCGUGGUCCAGAGGUACCUGCAGCAGGGCAGCGCCGAGGACGGCAUCCGGCAGCUGCACCUCGCGCUGCUGCGCGUGGGCGUCACCGUCGAGGAGGCCGAGGGGCGGCGCAUCACCAACCAGGCCAUGCUCCGCCAGCUCGACGCGCUCAGGGAGGCCAUGUACGGCGGCCACUACAUGCUCGACGCCCUCACGUGCGGCCGCGGCGACGUCGCAGACGACGACGCACCGGCUCCGUCCGGCGGCUUCUCGUCCGUGCUGUCCAGGCUCAACCUCAACCCCGCCAAGCGCCUCUGCCUUGCGUGGUCGACAGGCGCGGACGGCGACGCGGAGGUGCGGCGCGUGGUCGACCGGCUCGGCAGCAUGAUCGCCGACAUGAAGGAGUUCGUCGUCUUUCUCAACGGCUACCCUCGCGUGUGCCGCCAGCCCUACAGCGCGCACCUGCUUCUGGAGAGGCUCAUGUUCGGCCGGCAGAGGGAAAUGGAGCAGAUCAUAAGCUUUCUGCUGAGACAAGGAGAGGCAGAGUAUGGAGUCGGCGUGCUCCCCGUCGUCGGCCCGGCCAGGAUCGGGAAGAGCACUCUUGUCGAGCACGUUUGCCACGACGACAGGGUGCGCAACCACUUCUCUUCCAUCCUCCUCAUGAGCGGCGACGACCUGGAGGACGAGAAGCUGAACGAUCCAGGAGACCACGGCCUGAUCAAGCAUCACGGCCGCGCCUCACACUCGCACAAACGCUCGCUCGUGAUCGUCGAGCUGGCCGGAGACGAGGUCCCAGACGAGGGGCGGUGGAGGAGGCUCCGCUCCUCGGCAUUCUGCAAGGGUGCCGGGAGCAGGAUCAUAGUCACCAGCAGGUCGGAGGCGGCCGACGGGCUGGGCACAGAGCGCGCGCUCAGGCUCAAGGUCCUGAGCCCGGAGGCCUACUGGCACUACUUCAAGACGCUGGCCUUCGGCGGCGCGAACCCGGAGGAGCACCCGAGGCUGGUGGCCAUCGCCAUGGACAUAUGCACGGAGGAGAAAGGGUCCUUCAUCGGCGCCAACAUCGCGUGCAGCCUGCUGAGGGCCAACCUGGACGCCCGGUCAUGGCGCGGCGUGCUCCGGAACAUGAGGGAGUACACGGAGAGGCACCGCCACCUGUUCGGCAAGCACCCGCACGACCUCCUGCGGAAGGACCGGCACGUCUACCUGUGGCGGCUGGCGCAGACGUCCAAGGUGUUCGUGUCCUACGGCUGCUACCAGGCGCGCCCGGAGCAGGAGGACGCGCCCAGGAUGACGCUGCAGGAGGUGCUGUCCGGGAGGCCGGCGCCGAGCGGCAGGUUCGAGGCCCUGGCGUGGAGGUCCCAGAUACCCCCUUGCUACAGCUACCUCAUGAGCUGCUCCGUGCAGACGCCCACCGUGCCGCAUAUUCUGGCUAGGAAGAAGAGCUCCCGGCUGGUGGUCUGAUUCUGUUGAUCUUGUGAUUGUCGAUCCGUAAUGUAGAUUCAUCGUUUGCUCGGAAGGCGCCAAACUUGCAGAAAGUCGUUUUCAACGUUAACCGACCGAUAACAUAUCUUCUAGACUUCUACCGGCCUCAAUUCAGUGUCAA
Messenger RNA from Hordeum vulgare subsp. vulgare (domesticated barley), 2183 nucleotides. Its product is annotated as disease resistance protein RGA2-like. Lineage: Eukaryota; Viridiplantae; Streptophyta; Magnoliopsida; Poales; Poaceae. Bases 413 to 2041 code for a protein of 542 amino acids. Gene Ontology annotation, molecular function: ADP binding. The transcript has a single exon. The record is from RefSeq and is a predicted model, not a curated record.